GGAUUUAUGACUUAUUUAUUGAUACUGUAAGGAGAGAAAAAAAGGAAACAAAAAGAUCCAUUCUGACCAUCUCUCUCUCUCUCUUUUUUUGUAUAUGUACUUUUUUUUUUUCUUUAGCAAUUUGAUUCAAAUUUUCUAUAUACCUUUGGAUUAUAUCACUCUAAGUAUGGCUCUUUGGAAUUUUGUUGUUGUUGGAUUGGUAUCUAUUUUUUGGAAAGGACCAUUAUGGCUUCAGCAAGCUUAUCUGACAGUUCUAAGCUCUUUAAUGGCUUUUUCCUUGACAGGAUUGGAACAAUGGACAACAUGGAUAUUAUUAGGACUACUUGCUGUUUGGGAUCUUAUUGCUGUUCUUUGCCCAUUUGGACCCCUUCGACUAUUGAUUGAAAGCUCCAGAAGUCAACAACGUGAAGUGCCUGCUCUACUUUAUUCUGUCAAUGCUGUUUGGUUCAUGCUGGCAUCACCAAACCAUUUCCACAUUUCACAUAGUUUUAGCUCAACAGAUACAUCCGUUGAUCAUCCAACAGUCAGUGAUACCAAGGUGUCACAUUAUCAUCAACAAUCUCGUGCAACCGCAUCACUCCGCAGUCUGGGUAGUUUAGACAACUAUCAAGCAUCGACCACCUCCUCCAUCGAUCCCUUGCACCAUCAAGCAAAUCUUCAGUCAACUCAAGCAAAUUUGGAUACUUCAUCUACAGUUAUCCAUGAGGAUCAUCCAUCUCAUCGUGACGGAUUUCAUCGAUUGCAAGACAAUAGCCAAACAACUCUGAAUGAGUCAUCAAGAACGACGGAUCAACCACAGCGACAACAAGAAAAUGAUACGGAUGAAGAAGAUGUGGAACGUAGUGGUCUCAAGCUUGGACUAGGUGAUUUUGUAUUCUAUAGUGUAUUGAUUGCACGAGCAGCCAUGUACGAUUGGAUCACCACAGUAUGUUGUACCAUUGCUGUCUUGACAGGAUUGACUGCCACAAUCUUUUUACUUGCCAUUUACAAGAAAGCAUUGCCUGCGCUUCCUAUCUCCAUUGCUUUUGGUAUUUUGUUUUAUUUUGUUGCCAAGGCCGUGUUGGUACCUUAUAUCGCUGCUAUUUGUGUCCUUGGUAUGGUGGGAAUAUAAUCUCUUUUUUUUUUUUUUUUGUAUGAUACCCCUCUCCUUAGUUUACUUAUAUAAUACACUAUAGUUUAGUUUUUCUCUCUCUCUGUCACACUGACAUAUUUUUCUUUUCUUUUUUUUUUUUUUGUCGCAUACAUAUUCACAUAUAUAUAUAUUGAUUCAAAUAG
Messenger RNA from Halteromyces radiatus, 1275 nucleotides. RefSeq names its product Presenilin-domain-containing protein. Bases 95 to 1111 code for a protein of 338 amino acids. Lineage: Eukaryota; Fungi; Mucoromycota; Mucoromycetes; Mucorales; Cunninghamellaceae. The transcript is spliced from 3 exons. Gene Ontology annotation, biological process: protein processing. Gene Ontology annotation, molecular function: aspartic endopeptidase activity, intramembrane cleaving. Gene Ontology annotation, cellular component: membrane; nucleus. The record is from RefSeq and is a predicted model, not a curated record.